Molecule: messenger RNA, 2324 nt
Organism: Culicoides brevitarsis
Lineage: Eukaryota; Metazoa; Arthropoda; Insecta; Diptera; Ceratopogonidae
Gene: Myb
Product: myb protein
Exons: 2
Coding region: 153-1877 (574 amino acids)
Source: RefSeq, a predicted model, not a curated record
CUGAAAAUAGGAGAAAUUAAUUUUCGUCAAAAACUGUGAAAAAAGUGCGAGAAACCGCAAAAAACUUGUUGUAAAGUGUGAACGGAGCCCAAAUCUGCCGAAAUAAGUACAAGUUACAGGAGUGGGAGCGGAAAAAAGUAUCGAAAACUCAGAUGGCAUCAUCCAGCAUAAAACUCGAGCCAAAUCCCGCAUCUGACUACUCGGACGACAAUGAAUCCGACGAAAGUCACCCAAGUUUGUCGAAUCGCAGCAAAGAUGGCAAAGGAAAAUGGACAAAAGAGGAAGAUACGUCGCUCAAGUUUUUGGUCGAAGCGCACGGCGAAAACUGGGAAACAAUCGCAAAACUCAUGAAAGACCGCACCGAAGUACAAUGUCAACAAAGAUGGACCAAAGUUGUCAAUCCGAACUUGGUAAAGGGUCCCUGGACCAAAGAAGAAGACGAUAUGGUGGUUGAAUUGGUUGGCAAAUACGGGCCCAAAAAAUGGACUUUGAUCGCGAGACACUUGAAAGGUCGCAUUGGGAAACAGUGCCGCGAACGAUGGCAUAACCACUUAAAUCCAAACAUCAAAAAGACCGCAUGGACCGCGGAAGAGGAUGAUGUAAUCUAUCAGGCGCACCGUUCGUGGGGCAAUCAAUGGGCGAAAAUCGCCAAAUUAUUACCUGGCCGUACCGAUAAUGCAAUCAAGAAUCACUGGAACUCGACGAUGCGUCGCAAAUACGAGAACAAAGAUCUGUCCCGCAAGAUUUCCAAAGGUAACAAGAGUGCAAAUUCAUCUGCGGCGGCAAAUUCAUCCUCUGUAACGCCCUCCACGACUUCCGUUGCGGUUCGUCAAGAGCGCCAAUUCACGGAUUGGGCUGCGAUGGAAAAUUCCAACGAUUCCAAUGAAAUUGCAAUUUCCACGACACGCGGUGACUUCUUGAUAAAACCCGUACAAUCGACUACCAUCGCAAAUGACUUCAUGUUGGGCCAGAAUUUCCCGCCCGCCAACAUACCAAAUCAAUAUUUGGCGUCGCCCGAACAAAAACGGCCCCCAAAACAGGUGACCACGCCAAAUAUUUUGCGCAAACGUCGUCGCGACGAUCACGAUUACAUCUACGAGCCGGAUUACAUGAUGCGUGCCCCCUACGAAGAUGCACCGAAGGCCCAUCAAAAUCGUCAGGAUUUGGCAGCGUCGCCCACUAAGGUGACUCCCAUCAAGCCACUUCCGUUCUCGCCGAGCCAAUUCCUGAAUUCGCCCGCGAAUCAAUUUGACGAGAAUGUUCACAUGUCGAGCACGCCGAUGCGUCAACCGAAGUUGAGUGCGACCUUGAACACGCCCAUUCCGACGGAACAAGCUGACAGCACGCCCGUACGUACAAAGAAUAAGAGUAAUGCACCGAAGACGCCGACUCCCUUCAAAAUUGCCUUGGCAGAGUUGGAUAAACGACGUGCCGAAUCGUAUGUGCCGCCGAGCCCGGGACGCAUUGCCGAAGAUAUUUCCGAGAUAAUGGUGAAGGAACAAGAAUUGUCGACGACUACGGAAAAGGAUGCGAAGGAGAAUCAACAACCGGCGUCAUGGGAUACGGCAGAUAUGAGCGGAUAUUUGGCAGAAACGCCGAGCAAAUCGCUCGUUUCCGAUUCGGGUGUGAUUUUUUCGCCGCCCAGCUUCAUCAAGGAUGUACUCAGUGAUUCCGAUUUGUUGCUUGACGCAGCCGGAUUGCAUGCGCCGCACAGUCCCAAGCCCAAGAUCCAAAUUCUCGACCCAAAAUGGGAGAAAUACGCCUGCGGUAAGACAAAGGAUCAACUUUAUUUAACGCAACAGGCACACAUGUGUCUGAAAAAGACGACACUUCAACCUCGUUCUCUAAAUUUCUAUAAGAAAAAAGUUUUGCUAUAACAAUUACGUGGAAGUGGAAUUUUGAAAGAUUCAAAAAAAAACAUGCAAAAAUGUUAACAAACAAAAAAACAAGAAAGAAUGAACUAUUAGUGUGAAAAUUUUAGAUAUAAUUUGAAUAUUAUCUACAAAUAUUAAGUAAAGAUUAAGUGUCUGCACCAGAGAUCCGUUCUGGACUCCUUAACGACGAAAUUUGAACUUUUUUUCAAAAUUAGAAGAAAAAACAUUUAAAAAAAAAUUCAUAAAUUAAUUAACUUUCGUCUUUAUUUAAGUUGCUCUACCUUUGAAUUUGAAAUUACUAUAAUUUUCUUUUGAUACCAAUAAAAACGCGAGAAAGAAGUUGAACAUUGUUAGAGGAAAAAUGGAAAACUAUCAAAAUAUUAGUUUGUAAGCGAUCAAAUAAAUAAAAUACAUUUAUGCGUGUACCUUAAAAUUUUUAUGAAAAUUUGU